Messenger RNA from Torulaspora globosa, 1446 nucleotides. RefSeq names its product Swc4p (gene SWC4). Bases 1 to 1446 code for a protein of 481 amino acids. The record is from RefSeq and is a predicted model, not a curated record. Gene Ontology annotation, cellular component: NuA4 histone acetyltransferase complex; Swr1 complex. Gene Ontology annotation, molecular function: transcription corepressor activity. The transcript has a single exon. NCBI's taxonomy places the organism in Eukaryota, Fungi, Ascomycota, Saccharomycetes, Saccharomycetales, Saccharomycetaceae. Gene Ontology annotation, biological process: negative regulation of transcription by RNA polymerase II; chromatin remodeling; DNA repair.
AUGUCGUCGUCGGAUAUUUUCGAUGUGCUGAACAUCCAGCAAAGAUCCAAGAGUCCAGGGAGUACCGCCUCCCCAACUCCAACUGCUGUUAGCAGUGGAACGAACGGUAACCGGACUGCUAAACCGCAAGUUACCGGUAUGCAAAGAGAACUUUACAGUUUACUGGGUGAGAACCAACCUCCAGUAGUUAUACAGCCAAGCAAUAAGUUUAAGGAGAAAUUAACUGCUAUCACUAAGCCUUCACCUUGGACCAACGCACCUUUCAAGGCAAACUCUACGGUGACAUUACAUCAUUGGAUCAAAGGUACGAAAGAGUCGAUUGGAUCUGAGCCUCAGGAGUCCCAGUAUGCGAAACUCAAUGUUCACCUAACCAUUCCUAAGUUCAAUAAAGAAGAAUACGAAACGUUUAUGACAAAGACAGAUGAGCAGAAGCAAGACGUCGCCAACCAAACUGCAGAUACGAUAAAAAAGGAAGAGAAUACGGGGAGCCCUGGCGAGUCAUGGAGUUUCGAUGAAAUCGACUACCUGUUCAAUCUUUGUAGGCGAUACGAUAUGAAAUGGUUUGUCAUUCAUGAUCGGUACUCUUUUGGCAAGCCUCGAAGCUUGGAGGAUCUAAAAGAGAAAUUCUACGAAGUUUGCAGGAACUAUUUCUCCACCAACUCUCCUAAUGAUCCCAUAAUGGAGAACUUGAACUAUCCCAGGGAAAAGGAACUUGAGAGAAAGAAGUAUCUGCAGAGACUACUUGCCAGAUCGGCGGCGGAAAUUGCUGAGGAGGAAGCCCUGAUAAUCGAGUCUCGUAAAUUUGAAAUGGCUGCUAAAAAGACGUUAAAUGAAAGAGAAUCGCUGCUGCGCCUGUUGGAUUCGCCGAAUUCAGAUCAAUCCGUGUCUCAAUACAUGACUUCACAGGGAAUCGCUCAGCUCUAUGGAAGCCUUCUCUCAGACAAAUCGAAGAAGCGGAAGCACAAUUCUGUUGUGCCAGAAAAUCCUUGGAUGAAACAGCAGCAACAGUUUGCGCAGCAAAGGCAGCAAUUGCAACAAAUGCAAGAUAAAAGACAGGAUGGCCAAGAUCUUGGAUCCCCCCGGAAAACUAAGAAGCAGAAGCAAGAAAUUCAGACGGCUAUGAAGCGAAAGGCAGAAAGUGUAUACGCAGAGCAUCUUCUUAAAAAUUUUAGCCCUGAGGAAAGAGACGCAUUGGGAGUCAUUACUCAUGGUGAUAAAUUACCUCCGGGAGUAUAUCUGCGGUCGUCUAAGAUUUCUACUUUCAAGCCUGCUCUUCAGAACAAAGUUGCCGCAAUUUUGCAGGAGCUGGAUUUGCCCAUCAGACCUGCCAUGCCCACAGCCAAGGUGAUUAACAGACAUGAGGAACUACUCAAACGCAUAACAACCCUAGUGGAUCUCAAAAAACAUCUCGAUAAGCUGGAAGCUGAGAAAGCUAUCGCAAAGUGA